This is a messenger RNA of Cladophialophora immunda, 2655 nucleotides long. RefSeq lists its product as uncharacterized. Bases 948 to 2237 code for a protein of 429 amino acids. The record is from RefSeq and is a predicted model, not a curated record. Gene Ontology annotation, cellular component: nucleus; cytoplasm. Gene Ontology annotation, molecular function: RNA polymerase II cis-regulatory region sequence-specific DNA binding. The transcript has a single exon. NCBI's taxonomy places the organism in Eukaryota, Fungi, Ascomycota, Eurotiomycetes, Chaetothyriales, Herpotrichiellaceae.
UUCAUCACAGUCCCAGAUCAGAGGGCCAACAAAGUGCCGUCCGUGCCUUGCCUUGUUGCCUGGCACUCUGGCCCUCUCGCCCUCUCGCCCUUAACGAGAGAGGGUCAUCCCUCCCCCCCAUCAUUCCUCGUCCCACAGUUACAAAGCCCGCCUCGCGACUUUUACCUCACCCACGGUUACAUACAACCACGCACACAGGCCAACCCCGACCGAAGCAAACUGCUCCUCGCACAGGCUACUGGCGCCCUCGAUUUGCACCCACUCAGCACUACGAUUCGUACCAAGUAUCCCUCCCACAUUCCUACGGAGGGUAAUAACUCAGCAAGGGAGUUAAAGAAACCUUCGCCUCCUCCAGUUUCUGCCUCCUUCGGUCAGAGCCUGAGAGAAAAAAAAAAUCACGACAACCACCAUCACACACUCGCACACACACCCAAACCUUCCACCACCCCCCCGUCAUCCAACCCCUGGUCCCCCCGGUCUCCAGUUUUUCCACGUCCGCAGUGCCGGGUAAUUUCCUCAUCCUCAUUUCUCGACGCUCGACUCAUCAUUUCAGCUACCUGAACCAUCUAUUUUCUCCAACACACGGAUCCGGCUCAUCUCUCAUCCCAAAUCUACUCCUGCAUACCUGACAAAACGCCGUCCACCCCGGGCCUCCUCGUUUCUUCUCCUCUUUUUCCCACUCUCCCCCCCCCCAAACUACUCAAUUCUCUGACCACACCAUUUCCCUGACCUCACCACCUACCACACCACCCUUUCCUCCUCUGCUCCCACGCUACAGCUCUGUUAUCGCCAAUCCGCUUUCUACUCCAAUCUGCGCCUUUCCGACCCCAGGCCCGACGCUCCUGCUGCAUGCGUCACGCCGCCAUCGGUCAACUAAGUACUAAGUGGAUGGUUCACCCCACGAUAAGCGAUCAUCUUCCUGGGGAACACUCUCUCCCUUCGCUCGAAUGCAACGCUCUUCGUCUGCAGUAGACUUUACUGCCAUCCUCAAUCCUUCUCCUCCUUCCUCCGACUCUCCUUCCUCUUCUCAACCUUCGCACGAGUCCAUAACCACAAACCUUCAGUCAAACCACCCCUCGACAACCACGCACCCCGACGGUAACAUGGCAGCCGCUGUCAGCCUGAUGCCGACGGCUAUGGGUGCUCAGGCUCCCAACCCAGAAGAAAGACAGGACCUCCCUCGACCUUACAAAUGUCCUCUUUGCGACAGAGCCUUCCACCGCCUGGAGCACCAAACCCGACAUAUCCGUACACACACUGGCGAGAAGCCACACGCCUGCCAGUUCCCCGGUUGCAGCAAGCGUUUCAGUCGAUCUGACGAGUUGACUCGCCAUUCGCGCAUUCACAACAAUCCCAACUCGCGAAGAAACCAGAAGACUCACCAAGUUGCCGCCGCCGCCGCUCUCGCUGGCCUCCAAGAUGGCUCCAACCAGAACUUUGCUUCACAGGCCCAGAUGAUGCCGCCGCCCAGCAAGAGUACCAUGCCUCGGUCAGCCCCUACUUCAGCUGUUGGCUCCCCGAACGUCUCACCGCCUCAUUCCUUUGCGGUUCAGGUCCCUCACGGCUCUCAGAUGUCUUCCCAUCAUGGACUCUUCAAUCGGAAUGACGACAGGAACCCGAUGGACAUCAAUCUCCUCGCAACCGCCGCAUCUCAAGUAGAGCGAGACGAGCACAUUACUAGAGUCCCCUACCAGCACCAACACCAUCUGUUCAGUCAUCGAUCACACAACACCAACGGACGUUUGCCUUCGCUCUCGGCAUACGCCAUCUCGCACUCCAUGUCGAGGUCCCAUUCCCAGGAAAACCACGAUGACGACCACCGGGUGAAGAGAUCGAGGCCGAACUCGCCACAUUCAACAGCUCCCUCCUCACCGACCUUCUCUCACGAGUCAAUAUCGCCCACUCCUGACCAUACACCCCUUGCCACCCCAGGACACUCUCCACGUCUGAGACCUCACGGCAGUGAUCUACAGCUUCCAGGGCUGCGCCACCUCUCGCUUGGACACACUCCUCUUUUGGCGCCUAUGGAGCCACAAGCUGAUGGAUCCUACUCCCACGUUCCAACGCCACAGCACUCUGGCCCUUCUAUAGCAGACAUUGUCACCGGGGCGCAACGGAAACUGCCCGUGCCGCAGCUUCCCAAGAUUGGAGUGGCCGAGAUGCUACAUCUACCAGGCGGUUUAAGUUCAGGAGAAUCUAGUACGGCGGCGUCGAUCAAUGGUGAUUUUUCAAGGUGACUGGAAUCACAAUGACACAGGUGUUCUACGGAGUCCGCUGUGGUCUACUUGAUGACGAGUGUGUGUGUAUUGGUUUCGCGGAUGAGCAGCCCAAUCCUCUUUCCUUCCUGGACUUUCUUUUGUUUCGGGCGUUUGGAAGUGAUUUAUAUUUUACUCAGGAUGAAGCCCCCAGUCUCAUGGGACACUGGGACGAAUUGGAGAACGAUAUCACAGCGAGGAGCAGGCUAUAGACGGAUCCGGACAACAAGGGGGAAUGCGCCGCAUGAUUGCGCCCAAAUAGAGUGGUGUUCAUUGGUGACGGGAUGUAUGGUAUGAUGGUAUCAAACCUGGUAAAUGUGUGCUCCUAGAGUUUCGAGCAGCCAAUCCCCUGUUUACAUGUGUAAUUUUGAGAUAGCCAAUUCAACCUUACGAAUGCUAA